Messenger RNA from Emiliania huxleyi CCMP1516, 1188 nucleotides. RefSeq lists its product as hypothetical. The coding region runs from base 1 to 1188 and encodes 395 amino acids. The transcript has 4 exons. Gene Ontology annotation, molecular function: peptidyl-prolyl cis-trans isomerase activity. NCBI's taxonomy places the organism in Eukaryota, Haptophyta, Isochrysidales, Noelaerhabdaceae. The record is from RefSeq and is a predicted model, not a curated record.
AUGCGGUACGGCUCCCUCGCCUCGGACUCUCCGCCUGCCGUGCGACGGCUCGUCGCCUGGCUGGCCAUGACGACACCGCCGACGCCGCUCGACCUCAGCGGCGACGGCGGCUGUCUGAUGACGACGCUGCGAGAGCCACUCCCAACCGCGGCGCGCGCCUCGGCGGGCGUCUACGCGACGGUGCGCUUCCGCGCCGCGCUCGCCGACGGCACCGUGCUGCACGACUCGUGGGAGGGCGAGGCGCCGCCUCUGCAGGUGCGGGUCGGCGCGGAGCCGUCGGACGCUGCGCUCGGGUGGGACCUUGCGCUGCCUCGGAUGCGGGUGGGUCAGCAGGUGCGGCUCGAAUGUGGGCCGUCGUACGCGUACGGCGAUGCGGGCGCCCCUCCGCUCAUCCCUCCCAGCUCGCCCGUCACCUUCGAGCUCGAGCUGCUCAGCGUGCGCGACCUGAUGAGCAGCCACAACCCGGACGAGGCGGCCUGGGCCGACGGUGGCGGCGGCGAGCGUUCGCCCGCGCCAGAGGCUCCACCAGACGGUGCAGCGGAGGCAACGCCAAACCCGGCGCAAGCGGACGCCCCGACCGCCUCAGCGGCAGCCGCGGGUGCCGCCGCCACCCCGCCAGCAACGCCGCCACCACCCGCCGCCGCAGCAGCUCCGCCCGCCGCCGCGGCAGCUCCGCCCGCCGUUGCGCCGCCGGCCGCCGCCGCCGCACCGCCCGCGGCGGCCGGGCGGAGCGCGUGGGUGGACGAGGGGCGUCAGAUCGAGGGGAGGCACGUGAGUGGGUACUCGUGGGUGGAGACGGAGGGGGAGAUCGAGAUCUCGUGCCCUCUGCCGGCCGGGGGCCGCGCCGCCGACGUGCGGUGCGAGAUGGAGUCGCGCCGGCUGGCGGCUUGGUGCGGCUCGGUGCAGACGCUGCUCGAUGGGCCUCUCUCGGGCCGAAUCGACGUGGAGGGUUCCGGCUGGAGCGUCGAGGGUGGCGGGGGAGAGGCGGGGGAGGCGCCUCCGAUGCUGCUCAUCUCGCUGCGCAAGCACGCGCCGGGGGGGAGGCUGUGGGGCUACCCGCUGUACGAGGCCGAGCUCGUGGAGGGCGAGGCGGCGACGGAGGACGAGGAGGGGCUGCAGCCAGACGAGCCGGGGCUGGGCAGCUUUGGGGCGCCCGGUGUCACGUGGGCGGAAGACGGUAGUGCGUGA